CCUUGCUUCUUGCUGCUUUCAUUUCCAACUUGUGCGCUUUUGCUAGCUGCAGAAGCCAACACUAGUCAAGGUCUUCUGUUGCCAGCUGCCGUGUUGGGGUUUAGCUGUUUAGUUGUCGUGUUGCCAAUUGCCUCUUUGCUGUGAUUGACCCGACCGCCCCAUUCAGACACGAUGAGAUUCCCAUCUAGCCUGAGCCUGGCCUCCUUCCCUCCCCGAAACUCAGAUGCUGACGGCACUGAUCCGCCAGAAGACAUGCGCGGGCCGAGGCACUCAAAUCAGUCCACCAGAUCAGGGGCGCCAGAGCGAGCUGCAAAAUUGGCGGCUGAGGUGGUGUCAGAAGCGGAGACAAUGACGGGCUGCCAUUUGGAGUCGUUUGUGCCCCAUGAGUAUACCGCACAGCUGGACUGGCAUAAGGGCCCGAGAGCGGCCCUCAGCCGGUUGUUCCCUCGCUAUGGCCGCUACUGUGGUCCCAAUUACAGCAGUGGGCGAGACGAUGGUUCAAAAACAUGGGACCAGGCGCCGGUUGAUUGGCUAGACAACUGCUGCUACCGCCACGACAUGGCGUAUGACUCGCACGACCAGUCAGUACUCCUAGAGGCGGAUGUCCAGCUCCUAAGAUGCCUCAGGAGCCGGCCUAGAAAAGCUGACGGGAAGAAGGUGGAGCUCGUAUAUCCCUGGGGGGAGGCUUAUGAAAUGGCGUGCCAACAAGGGUUGCAGCACUUUCUGAUACCGUACCGAACGGUGCUGAUCCGUUUGAAGGAGAGGAAGCAAAGGGAGGAAGAGAAAACACGACCGGCUCAGCAUCGCCGGAAAGACGACAGACGGCCCACUCUUGACUUAUAGCCUACAGUGAACUGCCCUUACUGCCGUCCUUAUCCCUUCUUUGAAAUCAACUUCAUCAAAGUGUUUAGAAACAAUCCAGUUUAUACAUACGAGCACAGCUACUCGCUGACUGUAGAUAAUCGCCCGAUAAAUGCUCGAAGUAGCUGCGCAUUGCCGUCAAACGUAAGAAAGGACAGUGCGUUCUUUCCUCCAACGAUUUGGGCAGAACAUAAACGUGCAAUAAAGUUGCUUGAUUACGUUCCUUGAUAUGCUGACAAUUGAUAUAAAUUUGCAGGCAGCAGGAUACAGAGCACAUUGCUCUUCAGAAAGCAGUUCGACUCAGGUGAUAAGACACUGGUAGUUGCUCUACAAGUCUUUGAUGUGGACUUUCACCACUUUCACCGGUGUUCUUCCAUGGAGUCUCUGAUUUGCAGACUCUACUACACAGCACUGGGCCUGAUCGUUGACCGGUGAAGUAGAUGCACAAGACCAGUAAUCUUUCCGGCGUUGGAUUGUCAAAGGGGCCUACUUUAAAGGGGCA
Messenger RNA from Klebsormidium nitens, 1363 nucleotides. Lineage: Eukaryota; Viridiplantae; Streptophyta; Klebsormidiophyceae; Klebsormidiales; Klebsormidiaceae. The record is from the annotation of a GenBank genome assembly.